AUGCGUGGCAAAGACCUCUCCACAUCCACCGUCUCUAUCACCCUCACUCAACCAAGCCCUGGCCAGUGCUUUGCAGGGCUCGCUUCAUUAAACAGACCUAGCACGGAAUUGCGGAUGUGCGGAUAUACAAAUCCCCGUCCGUCUGUUCAGUCCACUACGUUCCCAAGUUACGAGGCCAAGAUAUUGACCAAACAGGAACGGACGGCCAUGUGUGUGUGCACGGCAAGGUCGCCGUCGUCGUCGGAUGGCAGGCUAGCAUGCUGGUGCCAACGCUCCAGCACCGCCAUGAACAUCAGCAUCGGCACCAAGCAGCAGCAGCAUGCGCUCUGUUACCUCGUCAACCCUCCCCUUCUCCCCGGUCCGACUUUGGAUUGA
Molecule: messenger RNA, 375 nt
Organism: Gaeumannomyces tritici R3-111a-1
Lineage: Eukaryota; Fungi; Ascomycota; Sordariomycetes; Magnaporthales; Magnaporthaceae
Exons: 2
Coding region: 1-375 (124 amino acids)
Source: RefSeq, a predicted model, not a curated record